AUGCAGGACGCUUUUGUGCACAACAUUUCUUUCACAGAGUUCAAACUGAUUGGCUUUCAUAAUUUGGGAGAAUGGAGACCUCUGCUAUUUAUUCCUUAUUUUCUAAUGUUUUUUUUGUCUAUUGUAGCAAACUCUAUGCUGUUGUAUGUAAUAAUAUCUAACAGGGCUUUGCACUCUCCUAUGUUUGUACUGAUUGGUCUUAUGGCAGUUGUGGACUUGUGUGGACCAGUGCUGUUUGUACCACACAUGUUGCUCAGCUUUUUAUUUGGCUGGAAUGGGAUUUCUCUGCUGGGUUGUUUAAUACAAAUGCUUUUCAUUCAUUAUUCUGGAUCUUGUCAAUGUACAAUAUUGUUAUGUAUGGCACUGGAUCGUUACUUUGCUAUAUGCAGACCACUGUUUUAUCACAAGCAUAUGGAAAUCACCAACUUUUUGAAGUACAUUAUACUGCCUUUAAUCAAAAAUGGGGUCCUAAUUACCACUGUAGUCUGUCUGGCUGGGAGACUGUCUUACUGUGCAACAGAUGUGAUAGAUCACUGUUUUUGUGAGCACAUGGCGUUGGUUCAGUUGGCAUGUGGAGACAUUUCUAUAAACAACUUGAUAGGACUUAUGACUGUUUUCCUAGUACCAGCUGUAGAUUUUAUUUUAAUUACUGUGUCUUACAUAAUUAUAUUUGUCUCUGUUCUGAAAUCUGGCAAGGCUCAUUUGAAGGCUAUGAAUACUUGUAUUACUCAUAUAAUCGUCAUUGCAUUUACUACACUUUUUGCCUUAAUGGCAUUUAUGUCUUAUAGAAUAAGAAAUAAUUUCUCUCAAAGCAGCCAUGUGUUUCUGAGUACAAUGUACUUACUUUUUCCAAGCUGCUGCAACCCAAUCAUUUAUGGACUGAGAACAAAAGAAAUAAGAAAUCAUGUUCUGAAAUUAAUAAAACAUCUAAAAAUCAUACCCUUGUAA
Messenger RNA from Pygocentrus nattereri (red-bellied piranha), 948 nucleotides. Its product is annotated as olfactory receptor 52K1-like. The transcript has a single exon. Lineage: Eukaryota; Metazoa; Chordata; Actinopteri; Characiformes; Serrasalmidae. The coding region runs from base 1 to 948 and encodes 315 amino acids. Gene Ontology annotation, biological process: G protein-coupled receptor signaling pathway. The record is from RefSeq and is a predicted model, not a curated record. Gene Ontology annotation, molecular function: olfactory receptor activity; G protein-coupled receptor activity. Gene Ontology annotation, cellular component: membrane.